GGGAGAGGAGGGUACUUCCUCUGUCAGCGGCAGCCAGGGAGAGCAUAGUGGCCCAGGGAGGGGCGGGGCCACGGAGUGGGACUGAACCAAUGGGAGCAGCUUGACGGGAAGCGCUGGGUCAAUGAGAGGGGAGGUCAGGAAAGGUCUGCGUCCAUACGGGGAGACGAAGAGGAGAAGGGCGGAACCGACCAAAGGGAGAGCACGGCAGGGGCGGGGUUGGCUGAGAGUGGCAGGCGGCAGAAGUCACCUGAGCGGCUCUGCCCUGCGAAGGUGCUGUGCGGUCAUGGCGACGCUGCUUGUGGUUGCUGCGCCUGAAGGAAUGGCUGGCAAGUCGGCGGCCCGGCCUCUGGCGGCGCCGCCGCCUCUGCUGCUGCUACUGGCGCUGCUGGUCACCGCCGCGCCGGCGGCUACGGAGCAGCAAGUUCCACUGGUGCUGUGGUCGAGCGCUCGUGAUUUAUGGGCUCCACCUGAAAAUGCCAACGAAGGUCACAUCACUACGGAUAUCCAACUUUCCUCCUACCUAGACCCUGCCCUGGAGAAGGGACCCCGAAACGUGUUGCUGUUCCUGCAGGAAAAACUAAGCAUCGAGGAUUUCACUGCAUAUGGUGGUGUGUUUGGCAACAAGCAAGACAGUGCUUUCUCUAACCUGGAGAGUGCUCUGGAAUUGGCUCCUUCGUCCUUGAUCCUGCCUUCAGUGGACUGGUAUGCAGCCAGUACUUUGACCUCAUACCUGAAGGAGAAGUUGGGAGCUAGUCCCCUACACGUAGACCAGGCCACCCUGAGGGAGCUGAGGCUCAACGACACCCUCCCUGCUCUACUCCUGCUGAGGUUGCCGUAUACCACCAGUUCUGGCUUGAUGGCUCCCAAAGAAGUACUCACAGGCAACGAUGAGAUUAUUGGGCAGGUGAUGAGCACACUCAAGUCAGAAGGUGUACCCUAUACAGCCAUACUGACUGCCGUUCGGCCUUCCCGGGUGGUUCGGGACUUGUCUCUGGUGUCUGGGGGUCUGGGGCGGCACCUCCUUGGUGAGGAUGAGCCUCUACCACCCUCGCUGCCUCCCCUGCCUCCAGUCAGCUACAAUGACACAGAGCCUCGCAUCCUCUUCUGGGCCCAGAACUUCACAGUGACCUAUAACAGUGAGUUGCGUGACCUGACUGCACUCACUUUUGGAACCCCAACACUCAACCUGACUGGCUCCAGCUGGAACAGCUCCUUUGCCCAGCUUGUGCUGACAUAUGAAAACCUCUUUGGCCGAUUACUGACGAUCAAGUUUAUCCUGAGCAGUCAUUUCUACCCCGUUUCAGCCCGAAGCUGGUUUACCAUGGAUCGACUAGAGAUCCACAGUAACAACUCAGUUGUUGUCUUCAAUUCCUCACAUGUCACAGCACCUAGCAUCUAUUCCUUCCACUGCCAGUAUGUUAGCACCGAACGUUCAAAGGAAGGUCUCCUAAUGUCUUCACCUGGUUCCUCUCCUUGGCAUGUAACUUUACAGAAUUUCCAGAUUCAGGCCUUUAACUUGUCCGGUGGAAACUUCUCCUAUGCCAGUGACUGUGCCAGCUUUUUCUCCCCUGGCAUCUGGAUGGGGCUGGUCUCCUCUGUCAUCAUGCUUUUCACCUUCACCUAUGGGCUGCACAUGAUCCUCAACCUCAAGACCAUGGAUCGAUUUGAUGACCACAAGGGGAGCACUCUCUCUGUGCCACUGACAGAGUGACCCCUCAGUCACAUGGGGGGGCCAGAAGGGUUGGAGGUGGAGUUGUGUGUUGACUUCGCCUCCUCCCCUUGAAAGGGCUGCCAGGCUACUACUCUUUUGUGCUUCCUCGGUAGCUAGGCCUCCCUAUACCUAUUUCCUCUUGCUCCCACC
Molecule: messenger RNA, 1861 nt
Organism: Trichosurus vulpecula (common brushtail)
Lineage: Eukaryota; Metazoa; Chordata; Mammalia; Diprotodontia; Phalangeridae
Gene: ATP6AP1
Product: ATPase H+ transporting accessory protein 1
Exons: 10
Coding region: 122-1711 (529 amino acids)
Cellular component (GO): proton-transporting V-type ATPase complex
Source: RefSeq, a predicted model, not a curated record